UUUUUGAAUGUGCUGGAAUUUUUUUUGAUUUAAAGAACAAAUUUCUUGGAUUCAAAGAAAAAAUUUAAUUUAAAUCAAAGCAAAUUUUUGUUUGAGUAAAAAAACCCCUUUUUUGUGUCAAAGAAAAAAUUUUGUUUUGAAUGAAAAAAAGGAAAGGAAAUGUUUUUUUUUAAAUCAACAAAAAAAUUAUUCGAACUGUAUAUGUUGUUAUUUUAUUUAAAUAAUAAUAUUUCACUGAUUUUUUUUUUUUUUCGCUUCGAUGUUAGUUAAAACUAGUUUCAUGCGUGGCACAAAAUAGUUGAAUGGAAAUAUUUGAUAAACAAAUGUGUAAAGUGUUUAUUCAGCUUUAUUAAAAGUUUCGUAAUUCACAUUUAAAAGUAACAUUUGAAAGAUAAUUUUCUAUUAUAAAAAAAGAAUCCACACUUAUUGUUAAUCAAAUCAAGUUCAACUGUCGUAGUGUGUUAAGUAGUGAAAAAAAAAAAUUAUUUUAACCUCUAUAUUAAAAUAAUCAUAAUAAUAAUAAUUUAUAAUAAUAAUUUAUAAUAAUAAUCUUUAAUAAUAAUUUAUGAUAAUUUAAAAAUAAUAAUUAAUAAUAUUUUUAAUUUCACUAUAUAAUAAAAAUUUGAGCAAUAAAAUAAUGAAAAGUAAAAAUUCCCUACCUUUUAUCAUUUGGAUAUUGUCAAUUUGUAAAUACAAUGUAAUAAUUAAUGCAGAAAAAAUUGACGAUAAUAAUGGGACAGUUCAAACAACAAACAAUAAUUAUAGUGUCUGUAAUAGUACAAUAUGUAAAAAUGCUGCUGAACUAAUAAUUAAAGGAAGAAAUGAAUCAGUUGAACCUUGUAAUGAUUUUUAUUCCUACGUUUGCAGUAAUUGGUCAACUAAUUAUCCAAUAUCUGAUAAUUUGAAAUUUAUCAAUUUACACACUAUGACCGUAAAUAAAUUUAAACCAAUCAUAAAAGAAAUACUACAAAAACGAAUUGAUCAAAAUGAUAGUUUAAAUUUACGUUAUGAAAAAAAAUGGUUUCAAUCGUGUAACAAUGAAGAAAGAAUUUUAAACAUUGGACAAAAUCUAUUAAUAAAUAUAACAGAAAAAAUUGGUGGUAUACCAAUGGCAAUGGAUUUUGGGGAUUUUUCAGUAUGGUUAGAAAAGCAUAUUACUUGGCAAAAUGUGAAUAAUUAUUAUACACGACUUAUUGGAGAAAGUGUAUUUUUUAAACUUGAAUUAAGUCCCAAUGGCAAGGACUUCAAAUAUUUUAUAAGUAAACCAUCAACUAAUGACAUUGAUGAUAAGUCAAAAAUAAUUUUCAAUUAUUUUACUGAAAAAGGUAAAUUAAAUAUUUCUUGGAUAGAUUUAGAGGAAGUUCUAACUUUUCAUAAAAAAUUGAAUAUGGCAAUUGACGAUGAAACUAGUAGAGUAGAACAGGAGAUGACAAUUGAAAAAUUUCAAGAAAAAUAUAACAUAAAAUGUCCCCGACAUUCAAAUGGAAGAAUGAAUUUCUCAAAAACAUUUUCUAUUUUACUUAAGGAAAUGAAAUUGUCAAAAAAUGAAACCAUUCAAAUUCAUUCAUUGUAUUUUAUUAUGAAUUUGUGUUAUCUUUUUAAACACACUUCUUCAAGAAUAAUUGUUAAUUAUAUUCAUUGGAGAUUUUUAGUCGAUUCAUUUGAUUAUUGGUAUGUUAAGAAAGAUUUGUUGUCCAAUAAAAGCAGAUCAGAUGAAUGCUUAUCGUUAUUGCUCUUAAAAAAAGGACAUAUCACGGAACUUUUUACUAAUUAUCUACCAAAAAAUACAAUGGAUCUUACUAACUCUAUGUUUUACAAUAUACGCGUAUAUUUAUAUACAAAAUUAUUAAAUUCACAAUGGCUAAAUACAAAAGAUCUUUUUAUGAAUUACAAAUUAGCAAACAUGAAAUUUUUAAUUUCUAAUAAUUAUAAUAAAGAUAUGAUCUUAAAUGAAGAAACUGAAUUUUCAAAUUAUACCUUUAAAAUUACUUCAAAUUUUUUACAAAAUUGGAUAAAUUUUAAAAAAAGUAAUCUAUUAAAUAUAAAACAACAGUUUGAAGAGGCUAAAAAACAUAAUAUUAAAAAACGGAGCAUCUAUUUUCCAUCAAAGAAUUUACUUAAAAUCUCAUUUGCAGAGGUGGCUUCACUUUUGUUUAAUGAAGAAUUACCAAAUGCCACUAAUUAUGGAAAUUUAGGUUUUAACAUCGGACAUGGAAUGGCUCGAGCAUUUGGCAGAUUGAGUCGAAAAAAUGACGAGAUUAUGGAACCUGGAAAAUGGACGAAGGAAAUGAUUAAAAAUCAAAUGGAGAAACUUAAAUGUUUUGAAAAUGAUUUUAUGAAUGACUCGAUAUACAAAAAUAUAAUAACAGAAAGUAAUUUUGUUGAUUCCGUUGGAUUAAAUAUUGCUUUUGAAACUUAUCAAAAUUACAUUAAUGAUAAUAAAAUUAUUGAUCCAAAAUUACCAGGACUAGAAGAUUUUAAUGAUAAUAAAUUAUUUUUCACCUCCUUUGCUAUGAAUUUCUGUGAAAACAUCACACCAGAGGCAGCAAAUGAACGUAAUGAGAUUUCAUCAACUUCUGACAGAGUCAAUUUAGCUGUCAGCAAUUCAGAUGGUUUCGCCGAUACCUUUAAUUGCAAAGAAGGUGAUAUUUUAUGGAAGAAAGAAAAAUGCGCAUUUUUUUAAAUUGAUAAACUAUUUUUUUUAAAGGUAUUUAAAAAAAUUAUGAUAAUUUCACGCAUCUAUUGUAAUUAAUAUAUUACCGUAAUAUUAAGUAAACUAUUAUUAAUAUAUUAAUAUUAUAAUUAAAUUAUUAUUUAUAUAUUAAUAUUACUAGUAAUUAAUAUUAGUUCACUAUUAUUAGCAUUAAAAAAAAUUUAUUUUACCUCACAUUUAAAUUUAUUUAAUACUGUUUACUGUAAAUAAAAAUUAUUUGAUUCAAGAAAAUUUUAUUUCCGACGCGACGUUAUUGUCAAUAUUUUUUUUUAAUUUAGUUUUUUUAAUUAACGUAAAAUUAAUUAAUGAAAGAAUAAUUGAUAUUCACAGUUAGAGAAAAUAAAAAUUGUUUUUUAAAUUUUAUUUCAAACGCCUAUUGUCCAUGCGACAUAUAUUAAAUGUAUAUAUAAUGAUAAAUAAAUGAUGGAAAUUAAAGGUAGAAAAUAAUAAGAAAAAGUAAAUUUAAAAUGAAUGCGAAUUUAGUGAGGGUUGAGUGAAGUUGGUAUAUUAUUGAAGGUAUAACUGUAUACGCAGUGUACAUGGAGAAUACAUAAAAUGGAAGGGAACCCCCGUGUGCGAUGACUCUCUCUCUCUCUUUUUUUCUCUCUAUCUCUCUUUCUCUACCUAUAUCUACACAGUAGCGUACCGCGGCCGCCACGCCGCGCCGGUCGGUUUAAUUUAACACAGCAGCUGUAAUCCCAUCCAUUACACUGGCGGUAAUAUACGAUCGCUCGAGAUUCAUACUCCGUUUUUUCACUAAUUAACAGACGGGACAAAUCGCUCUACCAAUCCCUCUCGUUCCUCAUGAACCCCAUCGCUUCUUUACGCCUCACACGAAAAAAAAAAAAAAAAAUACAUCCCCAAUAUGUCGCGCACGUUCAUAUCUUGAUGGACAAUUACUCAAUAUACUAAUUAUUAUACUUUUAAUUUCUUUUUUAUAAAAAAAUAUUUCAUUCUACCUAAUUUAAUAAUUAUACAAAGUAUAAUAAUUUUAUUCAGUGCAAUUUUAAAUUAUUAUUAUUAU
Leptopilina boulardi is the source of this 3737-nucleotide messenger RNA. Its product is annotated as neprilysin-1-like. Gene Ontology annotation, cellular component: plasma membrane. Gene Ontology annotation, molecular function: metalloendopeptidase activity. The record is from RefSeq and is a predicted model, not a curated record. Bases 638 to 2683 code for a protein of 681 amino acids. NCBI's taxonomy places the organism in Eukaryota, Metazoa, Arthropoda, Insecta, Hymenoptera, Figitidae. Gene Ontology annotation, biological process: protein processing. The transcript has 18 exons.